This is a messenger RNA of Octopus sinensis (East Asian common octopus), 3764 nucleotides long. RefSeq lists its product as uncharacterized. The record is from RefSeq and is a predicted model, not a curated record. Bases 19 to 480 code for a protein of 153 amino acids. The transcript is spliced from 3 exons. NCBI's taxonomy places the organism in Eukaryota, Metazoa, Mollusca, Cephalopoda, Octopoda, Octopodidae.
GGGACUGAACCUGGAACUAUGUCGUUGAAAUGGAUUGAAAUAUCUACUAAAAAGUCCAAGAAACCCCCUCACUGUGAGUUAUGUCACUAUGAAUUUCACAGACACAAACGUUUUAAGAUGCACAACUGGCAAUGGCCACGAGUCAGUGGGAAAGAUAAAUGUUUACACGCAGUGUUUUUCAUCAAUUUGCUGAUAAUGAUCUCCUGUGCAGUAGCAACAGUAAUGUGUUUUCUUUCAGACAAUGGACAGGUACAAAAAAGUACCAAAAAUAAAGUGAAACUCACCACGGAAGAAGUGAUAACGUUGUCAUCUGGGGUUAUGUUUUUUGUUUCGUUCUUUGUUGCAAUGACAGUAGAAAUCAAAGCUAAACACACCAUUUACAAACUGUUUGUGAAAUUUAUUAUGCAAAACACUGAAUGGGAAAUUGAUCCUUAUGACCAGCAAAAUGACCCAACAUUUACUGCUCCUCAGUAUGUAUAAACAUAGAAUUUAUGACGAUAUUACUUAAAAGCCUAUUUUGGAAGCAUUUACUCAACAAAUUGCACUCUAGUUCAUUCAACUAAUACUAAAACAUAAUCUAUAAAUGAUCUUCAUACCUGAUACUAUGGAGAGCUCUGGCUUCUUAAUUGCUUUUCUUUUUCUCUGCUUUGACAUUUAAAUACAAAUUUGUCUGAUGUUGAUAAAAUUCUAUCAUUUUUAUGUGUUAACAUUUGUAAAAAUAAUGCAUUAUUUUUCAAAUGUUUAUUACCAAUGGGUUGGAAUUUAAUUUGCUAUGAAUUAAUCGAAGGCAUUAAGUAGACCUUAUCUCAAAGUUAGAGUUAUUAUUAUUACUACUACUAUUAUUAUUAUUAUUUUUUUUUUUUUAAUAGUGUGUUUAUAUUUUAGGAAAAUAACUUCAAUAAUUAAUUUGUUGAAUAAAUCACAAGAAUUGUUAUCCAGAAAUAUUUAAAGAGAUUGUUAGUGGAACUUAGUUCUCUUGGCAUUUUUUGUUAAGUUUUAUUUCCUUGAGUUGUCUGUUCCAUUAAGACAAACUUAGUUUUGCUUAUUAUAGCAGUUUAUUAUUAUUUUACUAUUUCUGUUCUUAAGCCAUAUGUUUAUGAAAUAGAUACUGGGGAUAAUCCGAGGGAGCAUUUAGUUUUGGUAGCUUGCUAAUAGAUACUGGUCUGACUGAGAUGUUGUUAGUAAAAGACUUCCAAUAUGAUUUCUCUUUAGGUAGGGAGUAGAGAGAGGAGGAGGAGGAUUAGGUCAGUGACUCAGCUGAACUAGUUGAGUCACUCAACUAAACUAGUUGAGUCACUUGACUAAACAAUCCACUGGAAUAAAGGCUCUUGCUUAUUCCAUCCCACUCUGUUCUUACAAAACUAUCUUUAUGGCUAAAAGUGAAAUCAUACCUAAAACCAUAUCGAUCUAUCUAGCUAUCUGCCUGUCUGUAUGUCCAUCUAUCGUUAAAAAAAUUCUAGGCUGGUUCAUCCUUACAAUAAAACACUAAACUCUAUAAUGUCCUUUUUUAAAUGUAAACUCCUUCUCUUCUAACUUCAGUACAGUUCUCUAAUUUCUUCUUAGCCUCAAAGACUUUGUGAAAUCUUCCAAGAUGUGUUUCAGGUAUUUUGCUGCUAUGGGUUUGUUGAUCUCAUACCUGCCCUCAAAAUGGGUUCUUAAUGUUUUCCCCCACCCCACCCAAACUCUGUAAAAUCCUAUGGUGCCAAUAAUGAAGAAGGUUCAUGUUCUAAGUGUAACAAUUUAUUUCUGUGUUCAAAUGAGAUUUGUAUGUUGACAACUUUGUGAAUGGUUGGUGUGUUGUUGUGACACACAAUUAAUUUGUUGAGCAAACAUUUAAAGUAUCUGAAGGACAUUCCAGAAGGAAAGUGUGUAAAGUCCUUUCAAGAAGCAAUAUAAGAAGGAAAGAGAGAACUGUAUCCAAACUAGAAAAUAUUUUAAAAUUGCCCUAAUACGGAAUUUAUUUUCUUACACAGCUGAUAUCAAGUCAGCCCCAUCUCAUCUCUAUUAUAUUUGCACACAUUCUAGUCUGCUGUGAAUAGGAAACUGAUGGGGAAACGUUUCUUUUCCUCUCUUCAGAGCCAUAAAACAAUAGAUAUUUCAUUGCAUGCAAUAUCUAUUCUUUAUUCUUUAUAGAAUGCCAUCUUAUAAAACUCAAUGCAUUUGCAUACAUCUAGAAAAUAUAUUUUCUCUUUACAAACUCUUUUUCCUGCUGGUCUGGCAUGAACUGGAUCCAAGGAAGCAUCAUACCAGCUGACACUGAUUAGCAAUAUAAUAUCAAAACUAAUGAACAUAAGUGAUCAAAGAAAGACUUUUGGGGGCUAUUAAUUAAUACUUGUAAACGAAUGAGUAAACUCAGUCCUUAUUAAAUGUACAUAGACACACAUAUACACACACACACACAAACAUCUAUAUAUUGUCACAUUACAUCUUCAGUUUCAACGUGAUAAUUAAGACUGAGAUUAUUACAUUCUGUUAAUUAGCCCUUGUUUUAAAACCAUUUACCUCUUUGACACAAAUAUUCCUGUUUGGAGAAAUGAGGAGGAAAGCUGAGUGUACAGCUCUAAUGAACUCUCUUGAUAUAACGACCUGGUUUUUAUAGGAUUUCUUAACGAUAUCAAACGAAAUGUUUCAGAAAGAAAAACUGUUUGCUAUGAAAGAAGAAAACAACCUUUUUAUCUAAUUCUAAACAUUUGGUAUUUUGUUAUUGCUUUCUGCUUGGAAACGGUUUCUUUGUCACACAUAUAAAUACUCAGACUUAACUCUCAGUGACAUAACUAAGAAAUAUGGUUUCUACAUCCUUGUUAAGCUUCACAAUCUCAGUCUUUCAAAAGAAAAAAAAAAACAAACAAAAAUAACAGAAAAAAAAAAGAAACAAUCAUUUCAAACCAAAUUUCUCUGAACUUUGUCUAGAUUCCUGAAGAGUAACUGGAUGCAUUAUAUUUAUGCACUCAAAAGGCAGCUUUCAUUCACACUAACCUAAACAAAUGUUAUUGUAUAUCAUGAUUAAACAAUAAACACACGGGAUCUGCAAUAAUAUGGAAUGCUUUUUCAGGACACAACUACAGUGUUGCCGUUGUUCUUCAGAGCCUUUUUGUUUUGUUUUGAGGGGUCGGGGGUAACGGGAGAGAUUGAUAAAACAAAACAAAGAAAAAAGAUGAUAGCAUGCCACUAUGUGUAAUUCAUGUUUCUUUCAUUCUGAAAUGAUGCAGCAUUGAUAUAUAAUUCAAAAUUUCAACAUAAUCAGUAUUCAAAGAAAUGCUUCACAGCUAUUCUAUCAGAGACUUACCAAACAUUGUAAUAAUUCUAUUAUUAUCGAUAUAUCUGUGAAUAUCAGACAAUAAAUGAAGUUGGUGAUAUUUUUUAAUGAAAUAACUUGUUUUAUAAAUAUUUUAGCUUUCUUGCUUUUGUCUUUUAUCUAUCUGUGUAUGAGUUUGUGUAUAUGUGUGUAUAUAAUUGUGUGUGUGUGCGAGAGAGAGAGGGAAAGAGAGUGAAUCUAUAUGAAAUAUGUAUGAUUACUGAGGUGAGUGUGUGCAUGUGUGUGUGUAAAGACGGUUGUUUGAAGACAGUGCAAGGACAAUUUUCCUUUUCAACCUAUUAGAUAUAUAUAUCUAUUCAUGGUGUAUCCAUCCGUGAGUUAUUAGCCUUUAUCAACGAAACACUCUCUGUAUUUAAACCUUUUUUUUUUUUCUAUUUACAAUAAAUGAAUCAACUUUUAAAUCACAUCAGUAUGAUUCAUCUCAUCAAUAAAUUCCUUUUAUUUACAA